AUGUCCCGUAAUUGUGGGGAAUGCGGGGGAACCACCGUAUGGGACGAGGACGCCUCCUCCUCCAUCUGCCAGUCAUGUGGAACCCUCACGGACCCUUCACAGUCUGUGCUUUCGUCCCACAUCGAUCAGCCAGAGAACACUCGCCAGAAUCAUUUCCUGAAUCCCAACUCAGCCGCAACCACCCUCAAAAGUUUCCGCACCAGGCAAGGAUGGGACCUCGCAGGUCAAGGGAAAGAGGCGAGAGAGAGCCGGAACACCUACACCAUGCACGAAUUCAUCAGAUCAUUCUGUGCUGCCUUAUCAGUACCCGGUCUAUCUCCACGGGUAAUCAUCUUGUUCACUCAAGCUAUGGCCGCUGGGCAGUUUCGUUGGGGAAGAACAGCCAAACGCGUUGCAGGCGCAUGUCUCGCCAUCGCCCUUCGAGAAACAAAUCGACCGGAUGCAAUACGUGAUGUAGCUUCCAUCUUGGAAGAAUCCCCAGUUGUUCUAACUCGGACUUUCAUGUCCGUUCUUACUCUACUCAACCACAACCUCAGCCCCGUGGACCCAGCCAUGCACGUCCCUGCUUUGGAAUUACACCUAAAUUCCAUUGUCCGAAACCCCGAAACGUCGAACAUUCCAUCCACGUUGGUUAAGAAGUUGCGUAUGCUCCAUAUUCCCUCAGUCAUUCGAACCGUUCAAUCCCUCAGCGACAUCAUAUAUCGGCUAGGUGAAGACAGCGAAGUCACGACACUACCCACUGGUCCCACGGCUGCAGCUCUCCUCAUACUGGCUGCAGAAGCCGAGACGCGUUCUUCAUUGCCCAAUAUCAAAGAAUUGGCCCAAUGUCUCGCGUCGACAGCAAGCUGGCAAGCUUCUGUUGUGAUGGCAAGAUAUAAACUACUUUCAGAUCUAAUUCUGGGCUGCGUGGACAAAAUACCUUGGCUCGAUAAAUAUGAAACUGUGAAAGGACGGGCGAAGGUCGCUCGGCGAAUAGUUGUUGCUCGCUCCAUCAAAGACAUGAUCCAGUUCUACGAGGAUAUUUGGGUCCAGAAGCGCGAAGAACUGAGGAAGAAUGUAUCCUUUGAUCAUGGUGAAGCUAUCUGCGACUUCGAUAACGAUGUCACAGAAAUGUCUUCGUCGUCUUCCAUUUACAGUGCCCAAGAUGACGCGGGUAAAGCACCUCUAGGGCCGCCUCGCAAAAAGCGUAGGGUCGACAAAUCGCUCGAAGAUGCUCAUCUCUUUAUUCUAGAUCCUCUUGCCCAUCGGAUUCCCUCCUCGUUGUCUUCAGUCCCAGUCCCUAUCGAUGAUGACGAUGAUAAUCCGCGUCAGGCAGCUCCGCCGGGCCUGACUUGUACUCCGCCGCCGCUCAAUCCCAGUCCCCCAUCCCUCAUGACAUACAUGCUCACCGUGCCACCAUCUACGGAUGUCGUGCGGGCCCCGACACGCCUCCAGCUCCUCGCCACUACGCGCGGUGGAGAGUCCGCUGUCCAUGAUGACGAACUCAUAUCCGAUAGCGAAUGGGAGCAGAUGCUGCGAACGGACGAAGAGAUGACGCAGCUGCAGGCAAUAUGGGAGCAGAUAUCGCCAUGCGACACUGACAUAAGCAAGGGGGACAGAGUACCUUCGCGAUCACGCACACCAGACGCGGCGGGUAAGCACAAGCACCAAGUCCGGGUUCCAGGGCGUAUCAACAUGGAGGCAUAUUCGCGGCUAAUGCAAGGCCUCGGUGACAACGACGACGAGGAAGAAUCGGACAGUGCCGAAGAAGGCACCUCGUACCUCAAGAAGGCCAUCAAUAGCUCCAUCGUCGACGCUUUUAUUCACGGAGACGAAGAGGUUAUUGUCGAUGAAUGGCGCCCGCUUUCCCCAGGUACUGGUCUUCGUGCAGAAGAUCACUAUGACGAAUAUAACGACUGA
Pleurotus ostreatus (oyster mushroom) is the source of this 1899-nucleotide messenger RNA. RefSeq lists its product as uncharacterized. Gene Ontology annotation, biological process: DNA-templated transcription initiation; transcription by RNA polymerase III; transcription preinitiation complex assembly. The coding region runs from base 1 to 1899 and encodes 632 amino acids. Gene Ontology annotation, molecular function: RNA polymerase III general transcription initiation factor activity; RNA polymerase III type 3 promoter sequence-specific DNA binding. Lineage: Eukaryota; Fungi; Basidiomycota; Agaricomycetes; Agaricales; Pleurotaceae. The record is from RefSeq and is a predicted model, not a curated record. Gene Ontology annotation, cellular component: nucleus; transcription preinitiation complex; transcription factor TFIIIB complex. The transcript is spliced from 2 exons.